Chelonus insularis is the source of this 6414-nucleotide messenger RNA. It is a transcript of the gene na, whose product is annotated as sodium leak channel non-selective protein na. Gene Ontology annotation, cellular component: plasma membrane. The record is from RefSeq and is a predicted model, not a curated record. Lineage: Eukaryota; Metazoa; Arthropoda; Insecta; Hymenoptera; Braconidae. The coding region runs from base 238 to 5475 and encodes 1745 amino acids. The transcript is spliced from 27 exons. Gene Ontology annotation, molecular function: monoatomic cation channel activity. Gene Ontology annotation, biological process: monoatomic ion transport; positive regulation of synaptic transmission, cholinergic; transmembrane transport.
CAAUCAGUCGCAUUCAUCAGAAAAUGUCUUAAACUUAAUAGAAUGAUUGUUGUUUAUAAAGAUGUUUAUUAAUCGUUAAUUUUCUACGUUGCUAUAUGUGAAAUGUAGUUUAUAAGUAUUUGCCAAAAGGCAGAGUAUUUCUCAGCUGAACUGUUUCAUAAACGCCUAUAUUUGACAAUUAAACGGUGAUAUUAAAAAUUGUGGUGACGCCUCACCAUUGCUAACAUAAUCCCAAUUAUGAUGUUGGGGCGGAAACAGAGCCUCAAGGGGGAACCCGUCCUGGCCGACUACGGCCCGGAAGAGUUCCUCAAUGAGAGCGCUGAUAUUGAAUGGGUUAAUAAGCUAUGGGUUCGAAGAUUGAUGAGGUUAUGUGCACUAGUUUCACUUACAUCGGUAUGUUUAAACACCCCCAAAACAUUCGAAAAAGUUUAUCAACUACAAUACGUUACUUUCGUUUGUGACCUUGUUGUUACUUUUCUUUUCACCGCUGAAAUGAUUGCUAAAAUGCAUAUACGAGGAAUUUUAAAGAGAGAUAAAGCAUACUUGAAAGACCACUGGUGCCAAUUCGAUGCAACGAUGGUUUUAUUUUUAUGGUUAUCGGUAAUACUCCAAAUGUUUGAGAUGCUGGGAUUUGUUUUGAAAUUUAGUGCGGCGUCUAUUAUUCGAUCACCGCGACCUCUAAUUAUGAUUCGCUUUCUUCGAGUUUUUUUGAAAUUCUCUAUGCCAAAGGCGAGAAUUAAUCAAAUUUUUAAGCGUUCAAGUCAACAAAUCUACAAUGUAACUCUUUUCUUCCUUUUUUUUAUGUCACUCUAUGGUUUAUUAGGCGUGCAAUUUUUUGGAGAACUCAAAAACCAUUGUGUUCUAAAUACAACUGAUCCAUCUCACAUUACUAUAAAUAGUUUAGCAAUUCCUGAUACAUUUUGUUCAACUGAUCCUGAAUCAGGAUAUCAAUGCCCUGAAGGAAUGACCUGUAUGAAAUUACAAUUAUCCAAAUACAUUAUGGGAUUUAAUGGCUUUGAUGAAUUUGCGACGAGUUUUUUUACGGUCUAUCAAGCAGCAUCACAAGAAGGCUGGGUCUUUAUUAUGUAUCGUGCUAUUGACAGUCUUCCAGCCUGGCGAGCAAUAUUGUAUUUUAGCACAAUGAUAUUUUUCUUAGCAUGGCUUGUAAAAAAUGUCUUUAUUGCUGUUAUUACUGAAACUUUUAAUGAAAUUCGAGUGCAGUUUCAACAAAUGUGGGGAAUCAGAGGACAUAUAACGAGCAGUUCAGCAUCACAAAUUCUGUCUGGAGAUGAUAAUGGAUGGAAGUUAGUUACAUUGGAUGAAAAUAAGCAUGGAGGUUUGGCAUCACCUGUCUGCCAAGAAAUUCUACGUUCACCAUAUUUUAGAAUGAUUGUUAUGUGUGCAAUUUUGGCGAAUGGUAUCACAACAGCCACCAUGAAUUUUAAACAUGAUGAGCGUCCGAGACAUACAUAUUAUGAUAAUUACUAUUAUGCAGAAAUAGCAUUCACGAUAUUUCUUGACUUGGAAACUCUUUUUAAAAUAUGGUGUCUUGGUUUUCGCAGUUAUUACAAACAUUCUAUCCAUAAAUUUGAAUUACUUCUGGCUAUCGGUACAACGAUCCACAUUUUACCUUUUUUUUAUCUCUCUGGAUUUACAUAUUUCCAGGUUCUUAGGGUAGUUAGACUCAUCAAAGCAUCACCAAUGUUAGAAGAUUUUGUUUAUAAGAUUUUUGGUCCUGGAAAAAAACUUGGAAGCUUAAUCAUAUUUACAAUGUGUUUAUUGAUCAUAUCUUCAAGCAUAUCAAUGCAGCUUUUUUGUUUUCUCUGUGAUUUCACGAAAUUUGAAACUUUUAUUGAAGCUUUUAUGUCUAUGUUUCAAAUUCUUACUCAAGAAGCUUGGGUGGAAGUAAUGGAUGAAACAAUGGUUAGAACUCAUGAAACAAUGGCUCCAUUUGUGGCUAUUUAUUUCAUUCUUUAUCAUCUCUUCGUAACUUUGAUUGUGUUGAGUCUUUUCGUCGCAGUUAUCCUUGAUAACUUGGAGCUUGAUGAAGACAUAAAAAAAUUAAAACAAUUGAAAUUUCGUGAACAAAGUGCUGAGAUUAAAGAAACAUUACCUUUCCGAUUACGAAUAUUUGAAAAAUUUCCUGAUAGUCCACAAAUGACUUGCUUACAUAAAGUACCAUCAGACUUCAAUCUUCCUAAGGUCCGAGAAAGUUUUAUGCGACAAUUUGUUUAUGAAGUUGAAGAUGAAGAAAAUGAAGUGGCAAGAAGAAUAAAUGAAACAUUUGACUCAAAAUUAGUUUAUCGAAAACAACGGCCCGUUAAAAUAUUAAACAAUCCACCUAAAGUGAGGAAUGUUAUGAUAGAUUUCAAAAAAGCCGCUAUUAUUUACAUUAUUAAUGAUUCAAAUAAUCAACGAUUGUUGCUUGGAGACUCUUCUAUGAUUCCAAUUCCUGGAAAAGGGCUUUUAAAACCCCAGGGAACAGUGAGCAGUGCAAAGCAAUUGAGGAUCGAUCAAAAAAAGUCAAUUCGCCGAAGUGUUCGAAGUGGUUCAAUUAAAUUGAAGCAAACCUAUGAACAUUUGGUGGAAAAUGGAGAUAUUGGAGCAAUAAAUCGAGUUGCUUCAUCUCGUAGUCGGCCACAUGAUUUAGACAUUAAGUUACUCCAAGCUAAGCGACAACAAGCUGAAAUGAGACGUAAUCAACGGGAAGAUGAUUUGAGAGAAAAUCACCCCUUCUUUGAUACUCCUCUAUUUGUUGUACCACGCGAGAGUAAAUUUCGUAAAAUUUGCCAAUUGCUAGUUUACGCUAGAUAUGAUGCUAGAUUGAAAGACCCUUUGACUGGAAAAGAGCGUAAAGUACAAUAUAAAAGUCUUCACAAUUUUCUUGGACUUGUCACUUACUUGGAUUGGGUGAUGAUAUGUGCAACGACACUUUCUUGUAUUUCAAUGAUGUUUGAAACACCAAAAUUUCGUGUGAUGGAAAUUCCUGCUUUACAAGUGGCUGAAUAUGGUUUUGUUAUUUUCAUGAGUAUAGAACUGACUUUAAAAAUACUUGCUGAUGGUUUAUUUUUUACUCCUAAGGCUUAUAUUAAAGAUGUAGCAUCUGUCCUUGAUAUUUUUAUUUAUGUGGUCAGUCUGGUUUUUUUGUGCUGGAUGCCAAAAAGUGUACCACCAAAUUCAGGAGCUCAAUUACUAAUGAUUCUUCGAUGUGUUCGACCUCUCAGAAUUUUUACUUUAGUACCACAUAUGAGAAAAGUGGUGUACGAAUUGUGUCGAGGCUUUAAAGAAAUUCUAUUAGUAUCAACACUGCUUAUUCUUCUAAUGUUUGUUUUUGCAAGCUAUGGCGUACAACUUUAUGGUGGUAGAUUGGCUCGUUGUAAUGAUCCAACAAUUUUAAAGCGAGAAGAAUGUGUUGGAGUUUUCAUGCGACGAGUUUUUGUAACAAAGAUGAAGUUGAAACCUGGUGAAAAUGAAAGCUAUCCGUCCAUAUUAGUACCACGUGUAUGGGCCAAUCCUAGAAGAUUUAAUUUUGAUAAUAUUGGCGAUGCAAUGUUGGCAUUAUUUGAAGUUCUAUCUUUCAAAGGCUGGCUAGAUGUACGAGAUGUUUUAAUAAAAGCAUUAGGUCCAGUUCAUGCUAUUUACAUCCAUAUUUAUAUUUUUUUGGGUUGUAUGAUUGGUUUAACACUGUUCGUUGGUGUGGUUAUUGCUAAUUAUUCAGAAAAUAAAGGCACAGCUCUCCUUACAGUCGAUCAACGACGAUGGUGUGACUUGAAAAAGCGAUUGAAAAUUGCUCAACCUCUACAUCUUCCACCUCGACCAGAUGGCAAAAAAUUUCGUGCAUUCAUUUACGAUAUUACCCAGCAUAUUUAUUUCAAGAGAUUUAUCGCAGUAAUGGUUCUUCUGAACAGCUCUCUUCUUUUUGUUUCGUGGAGAAUUGAACAAAAACAUACAGAGGCUUUGGCUACAGUUUCAACCAUAUUAGUUCUGGUUUUUGUUGUUGAAGUAAUUAUGAAAAACAUUGCUUUUACUCCGAGAGGAUAUUGGCAAUCACGAAGAAAUCGUUAUGAUCUCCUCGUUACAGUUGUUGGAGUGAUAUGGAUAGUUAUACAUUGUACGAUGAAAAAUGAUUUAUCCUAUGUAAUCGGUUUUAUGGUUGUGAUAUUGAGAUUUUUUACCAUCACUGGCAAACAUACAACAUUAAAAAUGUUGAUGUUAACUGUUGGAGUAUCAGUUUGCAAAAGUUUUUUCAUUAUUUUCGGUAUGUUUCUUCUGGUAUUUUUUUAUGCUCUUGCUGGGACAAUCAUAUUUGGCACUGUAAAAUACGGAGAGGGUAUUGGAAGACGUGCGAAUUUUGAAUCUCCUGUCACUGGAGUUGCUAUGCUGUUUCGUAUAGUUACAGGAGAAGAUUGGAAUAAAAUUAUGCACGACUGUAUGGUCCAACCUCCUUAUUGUACUCCAGCAGCCAAUUACUGGGAAACAGACUGUGGCAAUUUUCAUGCAUCAUUGUUCUACUUUUGUACAUUUUAUGUUAUCAUCACUUAUAUAGUUUUGAAUUUAUUAGUGGCUAUUAUCAUGGAGAACUUUUCCCUAUUUUAUUCUAAUGAGGAAGAUGCAUUAUUAUCUUAUGCUGAUAUCAGAAAUUUUCAAAAUACAUGGAACGUCGUAGAUAUUCAUCAGCGAGGAGUUAUACCUGUUAGAAGAGUAAAAUUUAUUUUACGACUAUUAAAAGGAAGAUUAGAAACAGAUCCUCAGAAAGAUAGACUAUUAUUUAAGUAUAUGUGCUAUGAACUCGAAAGGUUACAUAAUGGAGAAGAUGUAACAUUUCAUGAUGUUAUAAAUAUGCUUUCCUAUCGGUCUGUGGACAUCAGAAAAGCUUUGCAAUUAGAGGAGCUUUUAGCAAGAGAAGAAUUUGAGUACAUAAUAGAAGAAGAGGUGGCAAAACAGACCAUACGAACUUGGCUUGAAGGAUGUUUAAAAAAAAUUAGGGCCACUGGAAAGCAGCAGAAUAGUUUGAUAGCAGGGUUGCGAGCUACGAAUGAGCUAGCGGCAACAGCACAAGAUCAUCCAGAAGAAAAAAGUAAAGAAAAUAGUGUCGAUAGAGAAGACGAGCCUGAAGUGAAGGAAACUGACACGACUCGUCACAGAGGUAAACGACCAGUAGUUUUACCCAGAUCUGACAGUAUAGGUAGUGGAUCAGGUAGAAAAUAUUUAGCACCAACUUUAUCAGAUCCAGCUUCGAUUCGCAACGAAAAAGAAAAAAUUGGCGUGUCCAAAAAACGAAACAGUAGACCACCACCAUUAGCUAAAAAUAAUUUGCCUUAUCUCACAGAAGGAACAGAACAAACUCGACUGCAACGAGAAGUGUCAAAUGUUAAAGCUGCCACUCCAAAAACUUCUAGUGUGAUGUUAGAAGUUAAAGAAUGGUGGCGAGAGCAACUUACCUACAGUUCUGAAUCUAGUGGCGAUGAGCUCUAAGGUAGAUAUUUAUUUUUUUGGAUUUUUAUUUCUUAGUUUAAAGAAUUUGGAAUAAGUUAUCAAAUAUAAAUCAUUUUUUGUAAAUAAUUGGAUCAUAGUAUCGAAAGUAAUAAACAAAAUUAUCAUCAGCGACUGAGUGAAACUGGCUUUUAGUAGCCACCAUAUGAAAAAUGUGAAAUUUCAUGUUAUAAUAAGUCAAAUUUUUCUAAUCAUAAGAUUUGUACAUAAUAGUAAAAUUUUAUACAAAUGAUGAAUAAUUUAAUAAUGUUAUUACGAUAUUGUAAUACAAUUGUCGAUUGCCGAUUAUUAGAAAAUAAUUAAAAAAGGGCAACUGUUAGUACAAUGAGCACAGGAUAUGAUUCGAUAAGUCUUGUUCGCUAUGAAAAUUAUCCAGCUCCUUUAAUUAAUGAUUAAUAGUACUGUAAUUAGUUACUUUUAUCAGAUCUUUAUUACAUGUUAUUAUAUGAAUAUUUUAACAGAGAGUUUUUAUUUUAUUUGAAAAAAAAAAAGAAAAUUCAAUCUAACAAUUGUUCAUAAAUUCAAAAAGGUUCUAAUGUAAAAAUUUUAUUCUAUUAUAAAAUUAUUCACAUAAGAGAAUUUUAAUAUACAUUCAUUAUGCUUUAACAAGAUUUAUAUAAUAUUUUCAUCAAGUCUGAAAAGUUAAUUCUCUGUGAGAAAAUGUUACAGAGAGAAAUUAUAUUGCAGUGAAUUUAUUGUGCGAUUGAAUUGUGUGUUAUCAUUGAUAGAAAUUGCUAUCAUGAUUAAUAUUGAAUUUACUUGAGUUUAAAAAAUUAAGGGAGAAAUAAUAUAGUAUGUAUAUGAUGUGAAUGAUAGAGGCUUUAGAAUUAAAGUGUAUAUUCUAAAAUGAGUUAAUGAUAAUAAAUCUUAUAUGUAUCGUACAAUACAAGUUGAUUUUAUAAGAAAAUUUAUGUUGAUAAU